CCUCAGUGCCGUAGCCUUGCUCUAGGAAGCCGUGAAGACCGUGGCCGUGAUAAUAGUUUUCCCACAAGAUGGCGUUUAUAGUGCCUUGAAAGAAAAAGUAAUGUCCACGCCCACUAAAAGCCUUCAGUGGUAAUUUCGAGGCGUACUUAACACUAAACCGGUUGCAAAUAGCGUUGUAGCCUAAUACGAAAUGAGAGAAUUUGUGAUAUGGCAGCUCAACGUAGUGGAAUAUUAAAAGAAUUUAAGUGUGUCUAGUUCCUUGGUGACUUCCUGAUUACUGUGUCUGAAGUAUCUAUGCUUGGUUUUGAGAUGCAGCAGUCUAUAUGCAACGUGUACAGCUAUGCCCAGCCAGCUGCCCUACACGCUAAUGGGACCAAUGGCCCGCGGCCCUCGUACGCGCUGGGCGGCGGCAAGGCGGGGGCGGCGCGCGGCCUAGGGGCCGGCGGCGGCGCUGCCAUGGCGCAGACCCAGCCCGCCAACUCCACCACCUACCGGGGCGGCGGGGGCGGCUCGUGGGGCGGCGCGCCCGCCCCCUACGCCUCGCUCAGGUACCCCGCGCCCGUGGGUCCCGCCGCCAAUGCCUACACCGCUUCCUACUCGCAUCACCAGUCGUACGGCCCCCAGCGCGUCCCCACCGCGACCUCCCCCUCCAACACGAACAGCAGCUCAAGUUCCAACACUGGUUCACAGAGCGGCACCCACAGCACCAGCCUGAGCAACAACCUGGGCCCGGGCCAGCCGGGCCUGGCCGGCGGGGAGCAGCUCAGCAAGACCAACCUGUACAUCCGCGGCCUCAACCAGAACACCACCGACAAGGACCUCGUCAACAUGUGCAUGAGUUAUGGAACAAUAAUCUCGACGAAGGCAAUUUUGGAUAAAAACACAAAUAAGUGUAAAGGGUAUGGCUUCGUCGACUUCGACAGCCCCGUGUCUGCGGAGGCGGCUGUGAAGGCCCUACAGGCCAAGGGCAUACAAGCGCAGAUGGCGAAAGUGGGUAUCUCGUGGACGCGUAGCCGUAGACUGCCCACUCAACAAGAGCAGGACCCCACCAACCUGUACAUCGCCAACCUGCCGCUCAACUUCAAGGAGACUGACCUGGACCAGCUGCUCAACAAGUACGGCCAGGUGGUGUCCACCAGGGUGCUGCGAGACACCAGCGGCCAGAGCAAGGGCGUCGGCUUCGCCAGGAUGGACUCGAAGGAGAGGUGCGAGCACAUCAUCACGAUGCUGAACGGCAAGAUGAUCCCCGGCUCCAAGGAGCCGCUGCUGGUCAAGUUUGCGGACGGCGGCAACAAGAAGCGCAGCCUGUACAAGAGUAGUCCGGACCAGCGCAUGUGGCGGGACCUGAACGAUUCGGUGGUGUUCCAGCCGGGCGGGGGCUACGACCCGAGCGGCAUGGCGCAGAACGGCGUGGCGAGCCAGCACGUGCUGCCGGCGGCGCUGGCGGCGCAGUACGGCCGUCACUUCGGAGCCCAGGCUGUGCAGGGCUACUCGCUGCCGGGCGCCCCCUGGCCCGUGCCCCAGUACGUCAUGCCCGCCACCCACAUGGCCCAGGUCGAGAUGAUGCCGUCAGCGGACCCCAGCUCGGUUCAGUACGGCCAGAUGAUUCCGCAGCUUGCGACACACAUGUCGGCGUUGCAGCUCGGCACGACUGGUUCAUACAUCGCAAGUCCACACCCGUACUCAUUCUACCCCGGGGCUGGUGCGUCGAUAAUACACACGAUGCCAAUAGCAGACGCCGAGCCGGUCUCCACGGCCGCUUCGCCAGACGACACGUACCAACAGUACGCCCAGAGCCAGCCUCCAAAGUAGGCACGGCUGCGUGCAAGGUGUGUGCUUGCAGGUUCUAACGGAGAAGCCCAUUUCAAACCAAAUUUCUGAAAUGUUGACGACGUGCAGAAUCUUGGAGAGCCUUUGUAGCGAAAAAGGAUUCCCAACCUCAGACACCAAAGGAAACCAAAGUUCGAGGAAUAUUUUGAAGAUUAGGAAUAAUGAUGAAUCCACAAGGACUUGCCACCAUCCUGUCCUACAGUUGUGUAUUAUAUCUAAUAAGUAUAGUUUAUUAUUUUUUUACAUUAGUGAAAAUAAUUGUUUAGCUGUCUACAUAUUGUUUUCAUAUAGUUUGUGAUAAAAAAAAUGCUUUAUGAUGUUGUUUUUUAGAUUUGUAAAGUCAUACGUUAUUUAUUUUGCUACAAUUCACACAGUUGUACAGUGCAGCAAUUAUUAUUUUAAGUUGACCAAACGGCCCGGCUUCCAGCAGCACUGUCACGAUGACUGUUGACGCAGGUUGGAAGCAGUUCUGGAGUUUCAAGGAAAUUUCAUGUUCCCACUGCAUGUUUUUGUACAGUAGAAAGAUAUUUCUAAUUCCCUUCACGAUGCUCAGUUGUGUAAAUGAUUGAUACUUGAGCAAAAUAUUUCUUCCAGUCACAAAUUUAUACAUUUUAUAAAAUAACCUUUUUACAAAUUAUUGGAUUUUGACCAUUUUUUUUAAUUUUAAGUUUUGUAAUUGUUUUUUUACAAACUACUAACACUGUAAAAUUCCCAAUCGUCAAAAGCUGCAAAUAGUUUUACUCUUUUAAUUGCUUACAAUUUUUGUAUUUACUGUUGGAUUACAAAACAGUAAAAUGAGAAUUCAUAUUUUUUUGUUGUUGUUGGCUGUGUGCUUAUAGAAGCUUGAAAAAGCAGACAAAAUUAAAUUUUCCAGAAGUUUCUUAUCCCUGGAAUGUCGUAGCCGCAAGUUUGAACGAACUGCUGAGGCAUCACAGAUAGGAGACUGCAAGUAGUGUUUACGACAUAUCAAGCAGUGGUUUUGUGGAGUCUGUUGUUAGUUUCCACCCUGUCGCACGUUCACGGAACUGACUGCAGUGGGAGAGGGGGGGUGCUUUCGUAGAACAUAAGUUUCACCAAAGCGCCAGAUAUUUUUGAUACAAUAUGUCACAUGCAGCAUCUAAAUUAUGUCAACAAAACCAGUUUCGUGACGGGAUGUACGUGACUUAGACCAGUGCCUACCAAGUAAUUUUGAUUUCUAGCCAUUGGUACAGUGUUCACUCAAAAAGAGUGUCUUCUCAACAUAAUUUUCAAUAUGCAGCAUUAAGCAUGAUCAUGUGUAAGGAUCAAUGAUUCCUUUAGAUCAAUUUGUUUUUUGAUACUGUUGUUAGAUGUUCCGUGGUGUUGAUUGCAACUCUCGCAUAUCUGUUGCUCCAUUUUCCAUCACUAGUUAAAAAAGUGUGUCUUUUAAAAAGUACUUGUUUUUUUGUACAUCUGAAAUGGUAUGUAGGUCAAAUGUAAGUGUAAAAUGCAAUUGGUUUCAAGCGUUAGGUUUGUUACUUUCUGUUGGUGCUACAUAUUAACAUUCGCUGUUUUGAUACAGUUAAGUUCUUACAAAAUGUUUUUGUGUGACUUAUAACUAGAAGAGGAGUGGGAGAUAGUGCAUGUGUACAUAUACAUAUUAGAAAAUUUUAAAACUGAGCAGAAUGCAUGGAUUACAAGGUUUUUUUUUUAUCUGGCACUAUGAACUGGUUUUUUUUACAUUCCAAUGGAUGAAGGCAGUGCUAACGUGUAGUAUUUUUCAGCUAAACAGUAAUGUUUGUUCUUAGAUGGCCAUGGACAGUCAGAAUAAUUCACUUGUGAAAAAGGAGUUGCAUGUUUUAGGAGUAAAUUUGUUUGUAAAAAGUAUACUUUUCUGUUCAGAUAUUAUGUGCCUUUCCAAAAUAUUCAAACAGGGAAAAAUACUUAUAAAACAAAUUACAUAGCCAAAUUGGUCUUCUAGGUCUUUUUUCAAUGUUGUAGAAAUCGGGAUGUGCCACAGGUUUUUUAUCACCUAGAGCAGAUAGCAGGUGCAUGCUUGCCAGAUGUAAUGUUAGUGUCACUUUUUUAAAUUCUGAUAGCCAAUAAGAUGUUAGCUCAGUUUAAAAAUUUGUUACAUUAUUAUUUAUGUUUUAUUUACAACUGUUUCUUAAUUGUAGAGACAAGUACCUAUUUGCUCGUGGAGAGACUAUUAGACCAUAGCAAGAAAAGAUCGGAAGGCAAAGAUGCUGAAACUGGCAUCUACUAUUAUGUAGCUAUAUGUAGUUGGAAGGGAAAGAUGAUGUUUAAGUUAUUAGAUAAUUUUGUUAAAAAUGAACUACGCAGCAAGAUAUUUACUGUCGAGAUGUUGAUUUCUUUCCAAGAAUACACGGUACCAAAGAGGGUUCCACUGACUAACUUAGCCGUAGUGAAUGUUGCAUUUUUUAAUUGUAAAAGAGGAUUAUUACUCAAGUAAGAUUUUACGCUGUUGAAAACUUAUAUGACGUAAUAUAUUUAGUUUAUUUUGGUACAUCUGAAUUUGAUGGUGAAAUGGUAAAAGAACUAUUUUUUAAUGAUCACGUUAAAAGACGGAGUCCAUGAUUGUGCAUUUUUUUUUCCAAGUGCGCAUGAAGCAAGAUUACUGCUCACCAAACACGUGGGAAAAGACAUUGUAAAUAUUCAUGUUAGGAGCUAAAAGAAGAUUUAACUACUACUGUAAUUUAUUGGUUGUGGUGGGGUUUCCUUGGAACAAGCACCAUGCCACGUUGGUGCAAGCGUCUUAGCUUAGACCUUAGUGUGUAGAUACAGUGUGGUUUCAAAUUAACAUAGCAUAGUCUCCAUGUUUUAUGAACUUGCCAGUCGUGGAACUUGGGUAUCGCUCGCUGCUUCUAUUUCUCUAGGCUAGAUGAAUAAAUAAUUGUUGAUAUUUUUUAGGGUAACCCGUACUGCUUUUUCACAAUGCGCAGUGUUGUGCUUGUAUUGAGAUAUCCAAGUUUCAACAGGGGUUCACCUUGUCUCUAGUUCGUAAGUCUGAUGUCUCUUUGUUCUUAGUUUUUAACAUGAGAAAAAAAAUCUAUUAUAAUUUUUGAGGUACUGUUUUUUCUAAAUUAAAUGUGUUUUUGUUGUGUUGAUAAAUGUAAAAUGUUACAAAAAAAAAAGAUAAACUAUCUGUUGUGUCUGUCCGAAUGUGUUGGUUUUAUGUGGUUUUUGUGUAAAAGAAAACUAUAAUAUAUAAAUCAAGUAGUUGCUAGGAAAAAAAAAUUGUAGUUGUUUGGAAUGAAGAUUUGUAGUUAGUAGUUUUAGGAUGAAUAGUUGAUAAUUUAAGGUGGUUUGGAGGCUGAGUCAUAGCAAGAGACUGUUCUCACACGCUCGGUCCAAGCCAAUUGCUCGAUCACAGAUGGAACUAAAGGCCAGUUAGGGCAGAUUGACAGGUUUUAAGUGUCCUUAGUUCAUUCUUCCUCUAUUUACCUAGUCUUUCCAAAAAAUUUACCUGUAUUUAUACUGUACUUUAACUGCACUAUCUUUUGUUAGUUUGUGCAUGACAUUAAGUUACAAAAAAAUUGUUGGUGUUUUUUCAAAUCAAAAUAUAUUUGUACUGUAUAAAUUAAGUUUGUACUAAAGUGUCAGUCAACAAAAUUUUUUUAAUUAUGUAUAAUUAAAGUCUGUAGCUCAGUGGUUUUAUAAAGUAUGGUUAUUUUUUUUGUCAGAUGUAGUAAAUGUUCCAAAAGAAAACAUGUUAGUCUGUGUAAACAUAGUUUUUGUGACUAUCUGUGCAGAAUUUUUUAUCAUAAUGUGUUCUAUACUCAUAACUCAAAUGCAAAAAAAAGCCUGACUAAAACUAUUGUUUUUUAAAAAAAAAACUAGGUUUUGUGCAUUAUUAGUGGGAGUAAAAUCCUGCAAAUGUAGCAAGGACAAUUUACAUAUAAAAGGAAAACAUAUUAAUGACAAUGAAAUGAAAAGUUUAUUUUGUUACAGAAGUUUUUGUGAAGAAAAAAAUAGAUUUUUCUUGUUGUGUCUAAUAAGAGUUGUGGUGUUUGAUAUAAUAGCAUAGGCUUAAUUUUCUUCGCCUUUUGAGUGGUUUUGUGAAAAUGCUCGGACCAGAAUGUGGAAGCAGCAAGCUAGACCGAUGUAGAGAAGUAAAGUUUUUUCUGUUGGGAUGUUUUCAAACAGAAUGUUUCACGACGUAGUUCCUCGUAGAUGUCAAAGACAGAAAGGAAAAAAAAAAAAAAAGCACAGCUAUGUUUCAGCCUCGGAAAUAUAAGGUUAAGAAUUAGUCGCAGAGUUCAUUUAGAAAAUAAAAUAAAAAAAGGUUUUGAAAAAGUUUUUAUUUGCAUUCCGGUCUUCCUGCAGUGUGUGUUUAGGUGUGAACUAAGUCGGAGCCCCGCGAGUGGGCCACAAACAUUUGACAGUGAUACGUGCGCCCCCGGGAAACGUGGUUUAGUAUUUCUUUUCUCCAGUUAGCAGUUUGUGAGACGGAUAGCGUGCGUGUUCGUCGCUGUGCGAAGGCUGUGCUGAGUAUCUUGUGAACGCUACUCGUGGAGGCGGGGAAGAAGUUCGGUGAUCCGCGGGCUUGUUGCUUGGCAGAGACAUUCCUGUUUUUUGUACAUAACACGGCAGGUAGUUGUAUUUAUUGUUUUUUUUUGAUAAAACUAAUGUUGCAAGUUGAAUGGCCACAAGAGAUUCAGCCCCCAAGGAGGAAAAGCUGCAGUUGUACUUGCGAUGGGAAAAGAUUUCAACUUUGUAAGUGUCUGUUGUUUGGCUUUGUGAAUCAUUGUAGAUGCAACUAUUUUUUUGUUGCCUACAAGUGGAUCCAUUUUGUGAUCAAUAAAACGAUCCAUGUAAGAAAA
Molecule: messenger RNA, 6632 nt
Organism: Bacillus rossius redtenbacheri
Lineage: Eukaryota; Metazoa; Arthropoda; Insecta; Phasmatodea; Bacillidae
Gene: shep
Product: protein alan shepard
Exons: 13
Coding region: 295-1812 (505 amino acids)
Cellular component (GO): nucleus; ribonucleoprotein complex; cytoplasm
Molecular function (GO): mRNA binding
Source: RefSeq, a predicted model, not a curated record